This is a messenger RNA of Erigeron canadensis, 765 nucleotides long. Its product is annotated as wall-associated receptor kinase-like 14. The record is from RefSeq and is a predicted model, not a curated record. The transcript has a single exon. Bases 1 to 765 code for a protein of 254 amino acids. Lineage: Eukaryota; Viridiplantae; Streptophyta; Magnoliopsida; Asterales; Asteraceae.
AUGACUAGACUAUAUACUUUGAUUGCAUAUAUCUGUAUCAAUAUACCAUUUGUUAUAUCUCAACAACCCGUUGGUUGUAACCAGUCUUGUCCUGGUGGCAAAUUUAAUCAAGUCCCCUAUCCAUUCGGCUUCUCCUCUGGGUGCGAAAUCCAGCUUAACUGCACCUCCAGCGGCGUUGUUUUAAUAAACGAAUUCCCAGUCGAACAAAUCAAUUCAGAUGACUUAAUCGUCACCCUUCCCACCAUGUGUGGCCGCCCUGUUAACACCCUUCGCAACCUUUACAGUAAAAACUAUGCUCUCACAUCUGCCAGUGCCAUCUUGAUGGAAAACUGCACUACUGAGACAUCAAACUGUUAUCUCCCUGUCCAACUUCCACAGUUUCGUAGCGCAAUUGUCAAUUGUAGCAGUGUUGGUUAUGGUAACAUGAGUUGUUACGUAGGUGAUGUUAGAAGUAAUAUGUUUCUUGAUUAUGGUAAUGUGACAAGCUUGGGAUGCAAGUUUUUGUUGACUGGUUUCGUGUCUGAAAGGAUUGGGGGUGUGGGUCCACCCCCUUCAAUGACACGAGCAGUUAAGUUAGGGUGGUGGGUUAAAGGGACUUGUGACGACUCGUGUUCUGAUGAUGCUAAUUGUACACGAAUCGUGUCACCGGUAGAUGGAAGUGAUGGUUAUCGAUGUAAGUGUAGAAACGGGUUCAACGGAGAUGGGUACAAAUCCAGCUCUGGUUGCCUGCCCCUGAAAGGUACAGUAUAUCAUUACCUAGCCUAG